AUGGGAACCUUGACAGCCAACUUGCAUGCCAUGAUGGCUGCAUUUUAUCGACCCACCGCUGAACGUUUCAAGAUCAUCAUCGAAGCCAAGGCUUUCCCAUCUGAUCAUUACGCUGUGACAUCCCAGAUUCAAUUACACGGUUACGACCCUUCCGUAUGCUUGGUAACCAUUGCUCCUCGACAAGGGGAAGCCACGUUACGCACAGAGGAUAUUAUCGAGGCCAUUCAAAAGGAUGAUGCCAUUGCCCUUGUCUUAUUGAGUGGUGUCCAGUACUACACUGGUCAGUUUUUUGAAAUGGAAAAGAUCACUAAAGCAGGCCAUGAUCAGGGCUGCGUAGUAGGCUGGGAUUUGGCGCAUGCUGUGGGUAACGUGCCAUUGAAAUUGCACGAUUGGCAAGUUGACUUUGCUUGCUGGUGCACUUACAAAUACUUGAACUCGGGUCCCGGUAAUAUUGCCGGCGUGUUUGUCCAUGAAAACCACUUCAACGACAAGAAACGGCCACGUUUGGCAGGCUGGUGGGGCAACGAUAAGACAAACCGUUUCGAUAUGGCUCCCCUGUUUCGACCGAGUGAAGGUGCCUCUGGAUACCAAAUCAGUAACCCAAGUGUCAUCAACGUGGCCUCCUUGAUGGGCUCCUUGGAGCUCUUUGAGAGCGCUACCAUGCCCAAACUGCGUGAGAAAUCCUUGCGCUUGACCGCGUAUCUUGAAUACCUCUUGAUAACCAAGCUUCAGAAAAAACAUAUGGAAGCUGGUCACUUUGAGAUUUUGACCCCAAGCAAUCCAGAGGAGCGUGGUUGCCAGCUUUCUUUGGAUUUCCCUGAAAAGAUGUUGACCAUCUUUGAUGCCUUGCAGUCGCGCGGCGUUGUUUGUGACGAGCGCAAGCCUACUGUCAUUCGUAUUGCGCCUACCCCAUUGUACAAUACCUAUACCGAUGUAUAUUACUGUGUAUCCUACUUGGAGGAAAUUUUGGACCAAGUUUUUGCUUAA
Molecule: messenger RNA, 987 nt
Organism: Zychaea mexicana
Lineage: Eukaryota; Fungi; Mucoromycota; Mucoromycetes; Mucorales; Lichtheimiaceae
Product: kynureninase
Exons: 3
Coding region: 1-987 (328 amino acids)
Biological process (GO): NAD+ biosynthetic process
Cellular component (GO): cytoplasm
Molecular function (GO): kynureninase activity; pyridoxal phosphate binding
Source: RefSeq, a predicted model, not a curated record